Molecule: messenger RNA, 582 nt
Organism: Phycomyces blakesleeanus NRRL 1555(-)
Lineage: Eukaryota; Fungi; Mucoromycota; Mucoromycetes; Mucorales; Phycomycetaceae
Exons: 1
Source: RefSeq, a predicted model, not a curated record
AACAGCAAAUCUGACAAUUACUAUGGAAAGGCUGCUCGCGGCGAGAUUCCUUUGAUUGUCUCAGUUAACAACAAGGACGAAAUCGCAUCUCUCAUCCAACUCAAGAAGCAAUAUCUCUCUAGUGCAAAGAUGUCUAUCAUGGGUGGUGCAGAGGCUCACUUGGUUGCUUCUCAUCUGGCUGCUGCUGACAUUGCUGUGAUUUUACGUCCUGGCCUUUGCACCCCAGCAAACUUCGAUUCAAUCCAUUGUCUUACUGGCGCACCUCUGACAAACGGAACCGCAGCUCACGUUCUCCACCAACACGGAGUAAAGAUUGGUUUGGGUGUUUUGGACAACAGCUUGGCUCGCAACCUGGCGUGGGAUGCUGGAUGGUUGUCUGUAACAUCUACUGAAAGUUACGGCUUGAUCUCAGAGGCUCAGGCAGUCGGAUUUAUUACAACCAAUUUAUGGGAUAUCUUUGGUCUCCGUCAGGACGAUCUCUUCACCAAUGAUUUUGUUGUCUGGUCCGGAAGUCCAUUUGCUAUGAACAGCCGCCCUGUGUUUAGCUAUUCCCAACAGCAGGGUAUCCACACAAUCGUCUAA